This is a messenger RNA of Arvicola amphibius (Eurasian water vole), 2637 nucleotides long. It is a transcript of the gene Clasrp, whose product is annotated as CLK4 associating serine/arginine rich protein. Bases 88 to 1848 code for a protein of 586 amino acids. The record is from RefSeq and is a predicted model, not a curated record. NCBI's taxonomy places the organism in Eukaryota, Metazoa, Chordata, Mammalia, Rodentia, Cricetidae. The transcript has 18 exons.
CUCUGACUUCCGUUUCCGGUGUGAGUCGUGAGCGCGCGCGAGCGCAGCAGUGGGAGGCGGCGACCAGCCGGUAGAGGCCUCACCACGAUGUGGCACGAGGCUCGGAAGCAUGAGCGGAAACUCCGAGGCAUGAUGGUGGAUUACAAGAAGAGGGCCGAGCGGCGCCGGGAGUACUAUGAGAAGAUUAAGAAAGAUCCCGCCCAGUUCCUGCAGGUGCAUGGCCGCGCCUGCAAGGUUCACCUGGAUUCUGCUGUUGCCCUGGCUGCUGAGAGCCCUGUGAACAUGAUGCCUUGGCAAGGGGACACCAACAACAUGAUUGACCGCUUUGAUGUCCGUGCACAUCUAGACCACAUCCCCGACUACACCCCCCCACUGCUCACCACCAUCUCCCCGGAGCAGGAGUCGGACGAACGGAAAUGUAACUACGAGCGGUACCGAGGCCUGGUGCAGAACGACUUCGCCGGCAUCUCAGAGGAACAGUGCUUGUAUCAGAUCUACAUUGAUGAACUGUAUGGAGGCCUCCAGAGACCCAGCGAGGAUGAGAAGAAGAAGCUGGCAGAGAAGAAGGCUUCCAUUGGCUAUACCUAUGAAGACAGUACUGUGGCUGAGGUAGAGAAGGUGGCCGAGAAACCAGAGGAGGAGGAGUCACCAGCUGAGGAGGAGAGCAAUUCGGAUGAAGAUGAGGUCAUCCCCGACAUCGACGUGGAGGUGGAUGUGGAUGAGCUGAACCAGGAGCAGGUGGCUGAUCUCAAUAAGCAGGCCACAACCUAUGGCAUGGCUGAUGGAGACUUUGUCAGGAUGCUACGGAAAGACAAGGAGGAGGCAGAGGCCAUCAAACAUGCCAAGGCCCUGGAGGAGGAAAAAGCCAUGUACUCGGGCCGUCGUUCCCGGCGACAGCGAAGAGAGUUCAGGGAGAAGCGGCUGAGGGGCCGCAAGAUCAGCCCUCCCAGUUAUGCCCGCCGAGACAGCCCCACCUAUGACCCCUAUAAACGGUCACCUUCCGAAUCCAGCUCUGAGUCCCGCUCCCGCUCUCGCUCCCCGAGCCCAGGCCGUGAGGAAAAGAUCACUUUCAUCACCAGUUUUGGGGGCAGCGAUGAGGAGGCAGCUGCUGCAGCCGCUGCGGCUGCCGCAUCGGGGGCUACUCCCGGGAAGCCCCCUGCACCCCCCCAGCCCGGUGGCCCCACUCCAGGCCGCAAUGCCAGUGCCCGCCGCCGCUCCUCCUCGUCCUCCGCCUCCAGAACGUCCAGCUCGCGCUCCAGUUCGCGCUCCAGCUCGCGCUCACGCCGUGGCUACUACCGGUCUGGCCGCCAUGCGCGCUCCCGCUCGCGUUCCUGGUCCCGCUCUCGCUCCCGCUCCCGGCGCUAUUCGCGCUCCCGCAGUCGCGGACGGCGGCACUCCGAAGGCGGUUCCCGAGACGGACACCGCUACUCGCGCUCGCCAGCCCGGCGUGGCGGGUACGCGCCUCGCCGCAGAAGCAGGAGCCGCUCCCGUUCAGGUGACCGCUAUAAGCGGGGCGCCCGAGGUCCCAGGCACCAUAGUAGCAGUCGUAGCCGCAGCAGCUGGUCUCUCAGCCCUUCCCGAAGCCGCAGUCUGACCCGUAGUGGAAGCCGCAGCCAGAGCCGGAGCAGGAGCCACAGCCGCAGCCAGAGCCAGAGUCACUCGCCAUCGCCCCCAAGGGAGAAGCUGACCAGGCCAGCAGCAUCCCCUGCUGUGGGCGAGAAGCUGAAAAAGACCGAACCUGCCGCUGGUAAAGAGACAGGAGCUGCCAAAGUCACCCAAGCUGACCCCACAGGAGAGGCUGAAGCUGCGGAUGCAGAAGGCUCUGAAUCGCCAGUUCAAGGCGGAUAAGAAGGCGGCUCAGGAGAAGAUGAUACAGCAGGAGCAUGAGCGCCAGGAGCGCGAGGAUGAGCUGCGCGCCAUGGCCCGAAAGAUCAGAAUGAAGUAAGGCCCUGGCCUGUGGUCAAGGCAGCCCUGCUGCAGGAGGCUUCCCUCCCCCUCCUUUCAUUGGUUUCCCCAGCCCUUUGCUGUCCUCAUGUUCAGCCGGCUCUUCCUGAUGGCCUAGGCCCCUCACCUUCUUACCUCAUGUCUGAACAGCAUCUCCCCACGCCUGAUAACUGUGUCCUUGAUGUUUGAUGCUUAAUAAGUAGUAAAGUGAAGCCCACCCCAUGGUGGGUCUCUUAGGUUAGGGACUUUUCCUUUCCCCUUUCUUUGCCUGCAUUAUAUGUUGGGCUGUGGUCAGAGUCCUGGGCCUAGAUCAUAGGCUUGGGGUUUUGUCUUAAGUCUCUCUGGUCAAGUGGAGCCUGAAGUGGCUUGGUGCCCACCACACUAGACAGCUAGGAUUAGUACCAAGUCCUCAGUUUGCCUGGGGCCCUUAGGAAAAGCCUGGGCUGUUGCAUUGUGUAACAGGACAAGGAGGGGAGCCAGUCAGGGAUGGGUUUUUGGACCUGUCCUUUCUGAUUUGUGCUGUAGGUGGGAGCUGACAUUUUGCUCUCUCUGAGCUGGGCUGCCUUUCUCUGUAGGGCAGUGAUGGGAAUGGCCCCUGCCUCUAUAGUUAGGCAUAUGACCUCCUGGGCUGUGGGGGAACCUGCUGCCGCUCCUGCUUUCUCAUUUUCUAAAAACAGAUACACACACACACAC